This is a messenger RNA of Arachis stenosperma, 1746 nucleotides long. RefSeq lists its product as uncharacterized. Gene Ontology annotation, molecular function: nucleic acid binding; RNA-DNA hybrid ribonuclease activity. The transcript has 3 exons. NCBI's taxonomy places the organism in Eukaryota, Viridiplantae, Streptophyta, Magnoliopsida, Fabales, Fabaceae. The record is from RefSeq and is a predicted model, not a curated record. Bases 1 to 1746 code for a protein of 581 amino acids. Gene Ontology annotation, biological process: DNA integration.
AUGGCGGAUUUUUUGGUUGAAAUAACAGGAGACCCAGGCGAAGACAUAGGUACACGGUGGAAGCUCCAUGUGGACGGAGCCUCCAACCAGACCUUCGGAGGAGCCGGGAUCAUCCUAGAAAGUCCAAACGGGGUCGUAUACGAACAGUCGGUCAGAUUCGAGUUUCCCAUCUCGAACAACCAAGCAGAAUACGAAGCCCUCAUAGGAGGCUUGACCCUAGCAACAGAGGUCGGCGCAAAAAGGCUGGAAGUAUGCAGCGAUUCCCAAGUCGUCACUUCCCAAGUAAACGGCAGCUAUCAAGCCAAGGACCCCUUGUUGCAGAAGUACUUGGAAAAGGUCAAAGGCUUAGGCCAAAAGUUCGACGAGGUCACGGUCCAGCAUGUACCCAGGGAAAGGAACACACGAGCAGACCUCCUAUCAAAAUUAGCCAGCACGAAGCCAGGGGAGGGAAACCGGUCUCUCAUCCAAGGCAUGACAUGGGAACCCGCAAUUGCACUACACAUAACAACCCUAAGUUCUUCAUGGCUAGACCCCAUCACCAACUACCUAGAACACGGCCAAGUCCCUGAUGACGAGAAGGAUGCGGUGAAAUUAAGAAGAGAAGCGGCCAAAUACGCCGUCAUCCAAGGACAGCUGUUCAGAAAAGGGCUCAGCCAACCCCUACUGAAGUGCCUACACCCCGACCAUACGGACUACGUCCUCAGGGAAGUCCACGAGGGUUGCUGUGGGCACCACAUCGGAGGAAAAGCCCUAGCAAGGAAGUUGAUCCGAGCUGGGUACUACUGGCCGUCGAUGAUGGCAGAUUCCAAAGAGUUUGUCAAAAAGUGCAUAAAGUGCCAACAGAACGCCAACUUUGCCAAGGCACCGGCAAGCGAGUUGAGCUUGUUGACGACUUCCCGACCGUUCGCACAGUGGGGAAUCGACCUCUUAGGGCCCUUCCCUGUCGGCCCUGGGCAGGUCAAAUAUCUCGUGAUAACACGGUUCGGGAUACCAGAAGUCGUCAUCUCGGACAACGGCACCCAAUUUGCCGACAAAAAGUUCACAGAAUUUCUCAACGGCCUAGGUAUAAGGCAAAGGUUCUCUUCGGUAGAACACCCUCGGACGAACGGACAAGUGGAGUCCGCCAACAAGGUUAUCCUUUCAGGGCUAAAGAAGAGGUUGGACAACAAAAAGGGUGCUUGGGCCGACGAGCUGGCAUCGGUCCUCUGGUCUUAUCGAACAACCGAGCAAUCCUCCACCAAGGAAACCCCUUUCCGAUUAACGUACGGGGUGGACGCAGUAAUACCCGUGGAGAUCGGUGAACCGAGCCCGCGAUUGCUUUUAAAAGGAGUAGAGGAAACUGUAGAAAAGGACCUGAUAGAUGAAGCCCGGGAAAUGGCCCAUUUGACGGAAACAGCGCUAAAACAAAGAAUGGCUCUGCGCUACAACACCAAAGUGCUCAAGAGGGACUUCGAGCCUGACGACCUCGUCCUGAGACGGAACGAUAUCGGCUUGCCGACCCCCGGAGAAGGCAAGCUAGCGGCAAACUGGGAAGGCCCUUACAGAGUAAAAAAGGCGAUGGGAAAAGGAGCCUUUAAGUUAGAAAGGCUCGAUGGCAAGGAGAUAAACCACCCCGUCGUGACUAACGACGACGUGCGACCCGGGACUGAUCACCCCGGGAAGCCGUCAACCACCGUUGUAACAAACAACUACACGAAAAGCCACGGGCCACCGGAGCAAACGACAAAUAUAAACCAGAACGGUUAA